CCUGUGUUCUGAACGCUUAUGUACGGCUAUGUGCGCGUGUGUGCCAAGGCGAGGCGCAUUAUAAGGACCUGCGCUUUUCUACACUACACCAUCCGCCACACUUCCAAUCCACGCACGUAAGCUGUAAAUUGAAGCCUCCGAACGACAUGGCGAAAAAAGUUGCUGUUGUUACCGGCGCAAACAAGGGUAUUGGAUUUUCAAUUGUGCAGGGGUUGUGCAAAGCUGGCUAUGCUGGCGACAUCAUACUCACUGCGCGCAACGAGAAACUUGGACAGGAGGCUGUGGGAAAACUGAAGUCCCAGGGAUUGAGUAACGUGCUCUUUCACCGUCUUGAUAUCUGCGACCAAACUAGUGCUGAAGAACUCCGGAAGUUCCUAGAGAAGAAUUACGGUGGUUUGGAUGUCUUGAUCAACAAUGCUGGGAUUGCAUUCAAAGAUGCUGCCACGGAGCCCUUCGGAGAGCAGGCGGAGGUCACCAUGCGCACCAACUUCUGGGGCACCCUGUGGGUGAGCAAGGCCCUGCUGCCGCUGCUGCGCCCCAACGCACGGGUGGUCAACGUCUCCAGCUUCGUCAGCAAGAUGGCUCUGGACAAGUGCAGCCCGCAGCUACAGGCAAAGUUCCGCAAUCCAGCUAUCUCUGAGGAGGAGCUGUGUGGACUUAUGGGAGAGUUUGUGGUGGCAGCUCAGAAGGGAGAUCAUGAGGCCAAAGGAUGGCCAAACUCCGCCUAUGGAACCACUAAGAUUGGCGCGACGGUUCUGUCCCGCAUCCAGGCCGCUGUUCUGACCCAAACGCGGGCAGCUGAUGGGAUCCUGCUGAACGCCUGCUGUCCUGGCUGGGUGCGCACAGACAUGGCCGGCCCCAAGGCCACCAAGAGCCCCGAGGAGGGGGCCGAGACGCCCGUGUACCUGGCCAUGCUGCCCACUGGAGCCCCCGCACCCCACGGCCAGCUGGUGUGGGACAAAACAGUGCAGGAGUGGUGAGGGCACUGCAGGGUCCCACAUACUGACCACUAACUCCACCCUUCAUCUAGACUUGUAUGUUUCUAGUGUGCAAGUUUCUCCAUCUCCGAACAUGGCCGUCUUGUAAUUGAGGCUAGGCUAAAUGGCAUGCAUGUUGGUCUCAAAAUAAAAUAUGUAUUAGUAGUAAACUUAUGAUUAUGGAAAUCAGAUAUUGCAUUAUCAUUGAAUAAAUGAGUGGUUUGAACUGUA
Molecule: messenger RNA, 1208 nt
Organism: Sardina pilchardus (European sardine)
Lineage: Eukaryota; Metazoa; Chordata; Actinopteri; Clupeiformes; Clupeidae
Product: carbonyl reductase [NADPH] 1-like
Exons: 4
Coding region: 147-980 (277 amino acids)
Molecular function (GO): carbonyl reductase (NADPH) activity
Source: RefSeq, a predicted model, not a curated record